CGUCACAGAGCGUCGACAGCUACCAACACACGUAUUUUAUCUGAGACCCUUACCUACUACUGAACAACUUUGCACGAAGGAGUGUUAUUUUUUGACAUUUUCCCAUCGACAGAGACUGAUUUUCGUACUUUGCGCUAGUCUACUACCAACAGAAAACCAUGAAGACCUUCGUUUUCAACGUGAUUAUUUUGUCAGUGUUGUCCACUUAUGGCGUUGAUGGACAAUGCUACAACUGUACUCUCAUCAGCAUGGGUUCCAUGAACACAGGAGCAGAAGGUUGUGGGAAUCCGUUCGACAGCAGUGGGAUCCAGACUAUACCGUGUGCAGGGCCUUGCGUAACAAUCUAUUCCGAAAGCGAGGGAGACGAGAUCGUGCCUGCAGUAACUUCAACGCUUCGAACUUGUCACAACGAAUAUUAUGGAGGUUUACCCUGUACGGACGUGACAAACUUCGAACUGUCGGGUGUGACACUCAGUCAGACCUGCUGCAGUGGUGCUCUGUGUAAUGAUAACGAGUUCGGUAGCCAUCCAAAUGAAGUGGGUGAAGUGGAAGGUGUAGAUGACACUUAUGGCGUUGAUGGACAAUGCUACAACUGUACUCUCAUCAGCAUGGGUUACAUGAACAUAGGAGAAGAAGGUUGUGGGAAUCCGUUCGACAGCAGUGGGAUCCAGACUAUACCGUGUGCAGGGCCUUGCGUAACAAUCUAUUCGCAAAGCGAGGGGAACGAGGACGUGCCUCCGGUAACUUCAACGUUUCGUAGUUGUUACGACGACCACUUUGGAGGUUUACCCUGUACGGACGUGACGGAUCUCGAACUUUCGGGCGCGACAUUUAGUCAGACCUGCUGCAGUGGUGCUCUGUGUAAUGAUAACGAGUUCGGUAGCCAUCCAAAUGAAGUGGGUGAAGUGGAAGGUGUAGAUGGUGAAAUGUGUGGCAAUAAUAUCGCAUUUUAGUAUGCGUUAUGUUUGGCCGUUAGAUAGAGAGACCUAGAGUCAAUUUCAUGACACAUGAUGGCGCUUCGUAUAGAAAAGGGUCAAAUUUACAAUCUUUCAUUUCCAUGGCAAAGACAGGUAUGCAGUCGAUGAAAGUCAGGUGAUGUUCACCGUUAAAGACGUGGCUUUGUGAUGCGUUGUCUGUGCGUGGCAUUGGGCUCUGGCUGUCUCUCAUGCUAUUCAGAUAGGCGUGAAGUUAUACGCUAUUUCUUCAGUUUAAAUCCUUCAUUCAGCGAUAGUAAAAAUAAGGCAAUGCAUGUAAAGUGUAGAUAUGCAUGUACUGUUUAUUGCUACUUUUCAGUGGAUUGUACUAUAGAUUCUGGUCGAUGGACGAGGAUUACCAAACAAAAAAUGAAACAUUGAAAUGACUCUUCAAAUCAAAAAUCAAACAAUUCGGAUUUCAUUGCACAGCCACGUUUCAGCAGUGGACUGGCAAUUUCGAUAAAAAUACAAAUUUGUAAUGACGUGUCAUAAUUGUUAGCCGGUGUUCAUACAUAAAUAACAUCCGUAAAAAGGAAAAUUGUUAUCUGCAAUGAAACUGACAUAAAAUUAAACAUGACAAUGUUCGGCUGGUUAAUUACUUCGCCACGCACAGUGUAUAUGAAUGAGUCGUUUUGUCCUUUUCGAAGGUACAAUGUUAAUGGUCCUUGUGCACUAUCACUUAAUCAACCAUUUUGGCUCCAACAAAUGAGACACUCGUCUCCACUGAUUUUUUCUUUAAACAGGUUGGCCUCCUGACACUGUAAUGCCCUCUCUUGUGUCUUCGAUACUAUACCUGAGCUUUUAAUAAUAAUUCGUUUCGAUUUGCAUAAAUAAUUCUUGAUAACUACUCCGAAAAUAUUACAAUAUAUCAAACUGAUGUACGUCUUCUCUAGUGCUCAAUAAUCGAUUAUUAUUAGAAAGUGUACCUUGUGUGCCAAACAGUUUGCCUGAAUAAAAGAAAUGAAAAUGCAUAA
Molecule: messenger RNA, 1948 nt
Organism: Acanthaster planci (crown-of-thorns starfish)
Lineage: Eukaryota; Metazoa; Echinodermata; Asteroidea; Valvatida; Acanthasteridae
Source: RefSeq, a predicted model, not a curated record